Messenger RNA from Entamoeba invadens IP1, 537 nucleotides. RefSeq lists its product as hypothetical. Gene Ontology annotation, molecular function: DNA binding. Bases 1 to 537 code for a protein of 178 amino acids. The record is from RefSeq and is a predicted model, not a curated record. Lineage: Eukaryota; Evosea; Mastigamoebida; Endamoebidae. The transcript has a single exon.
AUGAGUCUGCACUAUCUAUCCCUCGAUGGCAAUCACAGCUCGUCGAGUGAAGCAUCAUUUAGCUCACACCCGACUCUACGGUCGUUAUCACCCAUGAGGAAACAGCGCAAGCAGUACACAAUUACAAAAAAAAGAGAGGUUUGGACGCCAGAAGAGCACGCCCUUUUUGUUGAAGGACUUUCGCUCUAUCACAGAGACUGGAAGAGGAUAGAACAACACAUAAAAACUAAAACAGUCGUGCAGAUCCGGUCGCACGCGCAGAAGUAUUUCCUCAAAAUGAAAAAAUCAAAUUCAAGGAGCGAAUCGCUCUCGUCAGAGUCGGAAUCUCCUGUACUCAGUCCUAGCAAAUUAGACAAUGAGCCAAUAAAACGGCGACACUCAAUGUCAGCGUUUUCGCCAACUUCUUCGAUGUUCUCUGUCGUCGUGAGACCUUCAUCAGACUUUAAUUCCCCAACGUCGUCAAUGUCUCCUCUGUCGGAGGAGAAACAAAUGUACCCUAACAACAACUUUUAUAUGCAUCAUAUCUAUACUGAUUAA